UGUUGCACUGUGUUUCUAUUAGCAAAGGCGAAACCUUUUCAUAUCUUCUCUUUCACUCAUUCUUUCAUCUUUCACAUACCCUUUCCCCCUUCCUUUCCUUUCCUUUCCUUUCCUUUGUAUUUGUUGGUGCUUAUAACUUCACUUUCAAGUUUCCACACUAUAGUGUGAGAGAUUCUCUCAUCUCAUUGGAACCCCAGAAAAAAUAUGGAGAAGGUUCUCACAAAAGCUUCAAGCUUGAAGAUUGGAAGCUCGUGGAUUACCAAGAAGGCCAAAGAAGAGUUCACUAACAUCAGUGAAGACAUUAGUACUUUCUCAAGCACAGUUGAAGAGAAGGCAAAAUGGAUUUUCAACAAGCUAAAAGGCAAGCCAUUGAAAAGCCUAUCAGAUCUCCUCAAAGAGUACAACCUACCACCAGGGCUGUUUCCGCAAAACAUAAUCUGUUAUGAGUUUGAUGAAACAAAUGGUAAGCUGAUUGUGUACCUGCCGUCUUCGUGUGAAGUGAGCUUCAAGGACGCAUCGGUUGUUAGGUACGCGACUCGAGUCAAAGGUAUCCUUUCGAGGGGAAAGCUGUCGACAAUAGAGGGAAUGAAAACAAAGGUCCUUGUGUGGGUCAAGGUGACGAGUGUGACAGUUGAGGGUUACAAAUCGGACAAGGUGUGGUUCACAGCCGGUGUGAAGAAGGCUAGGUCAAAAGAUGCAUAUGAUACACCUCGUGAUGCUCUCAGAGUAUCUGAAUUCUGAUUAUUGAAGUUGUCCUGCAUGAUAUUUAGAAUAGCAUCAGUUAUUUUGAAAUGUUUAAUAUAUGGUAAUGGUUUUCCUUUUGGGUCAUUCAUUGUCUCAUUUUUACAUGUUUGAGUUGGCAACUCAAAUGGGAACCUUAAAUGAUGCAUUACAAAUUGAAACCAUGCAUUGUUUUAACACUGAUUUGAUUUUUACUCACCAAAUUGCUUAGUUGACAAUGUCAAUGUCACUUUGGUA
Molecule: messenger RNA, 978 nt
Organism: Arachis ipaensis
Lineage: Eukaryota; Viridiplantae; Streptophyta; Magnoliopsida; Fabales; Fabaceae
Product: DUF538 family protein (Protein of unknown function, DUF538)
Source: RefSeq, a predicted model, not a curated record